AUGGACGAAAGCAAAGCUCCUCGAGCUCCUCGAGAGCCACAGGAGCUCUACAUCCUGGUGACAGGUGCAAACAGCGGUCUUGGAUUUUCGAUAUGCUGUCGCCUCGCCGACGAAUUCCUUUCCUCGCACCACUACGAUGACACCCUACACAUCAUCUUUACCACCCGGAGUGCGCGCAAAGCCGAAGAUACCCGCCGUCGCCUGGAAGAGCACGUACAAACCUCCUCUACCUCGUCCUCAUCUAAUUCCGCGCGAGUAAAAUUUGUCUCCGAAAGCGUCGACCUAGGCGAUCUUCUCUCUACGCGUGCACUCUCCCGCCGACUCUCGCAGACAAUCCCCAAGCUCGAUGCGAUUAUCCUGAACGCCGGAAUAGGGGGUUGGUCAGGAAUCAGCUGGCCCGCAGCCAUCUGGGGCGUCUGCACCGAUCUCAUCUACUCAGUAACAUGGCCGUCCUUCAAGCUCUCCCCGGUGGGAGUUCUGACGGGCAGGCAAACAGAGAAGGAGGAGGAGCCAGCCCUCGGAGCUGUGUUUUGCGCCAACGUGUUUGGGCACUACAUGCUGGCGCAUAACGUGGCGACGCUGCUGAAGAAGGCCCAGUCUCCUAAUGGACCUGGUCGCGUCGUCUGGGUAUCCAGUAUCGAGGGCACCAUCAAGCAUUUUGACGUCGAGGAUAUCCAGGGUCUGCAGAGCAAGACCCCGUACGAGUCCUCCAAGGCUCUAACCGACGUCCUGGCCCUGACCUCGAAUCUACCCAGUACCGCCCCGUGGGCCGUCGAUAGCUUCCUUCGCUCCAACGAUAAGACCGAAGAAACGGACAAGGCUGUGGCGGAACAUACUCCAACCAUGUAUCUCUCACACCCAGGAAUUUGCGCAACCUCCAUCAUCCCCCUCCCUCUUCCGCUGAUCUGGGCGAUGGUAGCUGCCUUCUGGAUCGCGCGCAUGCUCGGCUCGCCCUGGCACACUCUGUCCACCUACACAGGCGCCUGGGCUCCCGUAUUCCUCGCGUUGUCCUCUCAAGGCGCGCUCGAUGCCGCGGAGUCUCCGUAUCACCAGUCUGGCGGGGGCCGAGUGAAAUGGGGAUCUUCUGCGAACCGGUUCGGCGUCGGAAGCGUGAGCAGCACCGAGGUGGAUGGCUGGGGACACGGCGGUGUUGUUGGUACGGCCAUUGUUGAGGCUGAUCGGAAUCGUCAACGAAAGCGUGGCGCGGUCGAUUUGACUAAGGAGGAGAAGGAGAAUUUCGAGGAGCUUGGUCGGAAGUGUUGGAAGCAGAUGGAGGAGCUGCGGAUUAAAUGGGACGCUAUUCUGGAUCGAGCUGAAAAGGGCAAGGCUGUGACUGCGGCUGAGACUGCGGCUGAGACUGAGACUACAACUGCUCAGUGA
Messenger RNA from Penicillium daleae, 1380 nucleotides. RefSeq names its product 3-keto-steroid reductase. Gene Ontology annotation, molecular function: 3-beta-hydroxysteroid 3-dehydrogenase (NADP+) activity. Lineage: Eukaryota; Fungi; Ascomycota; Eurotiomycetes; Eurotiales; Aspergillaceae. The coding region runs from base 1 to 1380 and encodes 459 amino acids. The record is from RefSeq and is a predicted model, not a curated record. The transcript has 2 exons. Gene Ontology annotation, cellular component: endoplasmic reticulum membrane; mitochondrial outer membrane; lipid droplet. Gene Ontology annotation, biological process: ergosterol biosynthetic process.